Messenger RNA from Manduca sexta (tobacco hornworm), 12671 nucleotides. RefSeq lists its product as uncharacterized. The record is from RefSeq and is a predicted model, not a curated record. The transcript has 19 exons. Gene Ontology annotation, biological process: protein phosphorylation. Bases 301 to 9696 code for a protein of 3131 amino acids. Lineage: Eukaryota; Metazoa; Arthropoda; Insecta; Lepidoptera; Sphingidae. Gene Ontology annotation, molecular function: ATP binding; protein kinase activity.
AACUUACUAAUAGCAAUACUGUUAUAGAAAAAUGGCGUUCUUUACAGCUGUGGGUUGCGCAAUUUUUAUGUAAAUGUGCAUUAAACUAAUUACUGAAUUUAAGUUUUAAGUGCGGAAAAUAAUAUAACAAAGUGGGCAUGAUCAUUUAAAUAAAUAAAAUAGUGCAAUUAUCACAAGCGUAUAGUUAAUAUUUAAUAAGUGGAAGGCUGUCAUGGACCGUGUAUUUUUUGUGUUGUGGUGAUGUAUGAGAAUGAUAAAUAAUGAAACGAAAAAUAAUGCGGCUAUGCAAAUAAUGUGACAAUGAUGGAUGUGCUAUGGGUGGUGUUAUUGGUGGCCGCAGCCGGCACACGCGUUGGCGACGGGCUCCCAGUCCGGCCGACGCCGCAAAACUACCCUCACGAUGCAAGUGGGCAAGCAUCUGAGGGUUGGAGUCCUGACGGAGGACUGUAUGCAAUGGUGCCAGCGCUGGCGCUGGUCCUCACCGCAGUUGGCUUGCUGUUUGGUUGUACAUGGUGUUACCGACACAAAGAUUGCAAGCCGAACGAAGGAGCGGAUAAUCAGCUGUUCACAGCGAGCGCGACUCACCUGCACGAGGCGCGGCGCGCGCACCCGCCCGACUCUGGCUUCUCGGAGCCCGUCAACAACAACAUCAGCGAGGACAACAACAAUGGGCCCAUCUCGCUGCGGGAGAUGCAGAACAUCGCGAACAACAACGCCGCCGCGUACAUCGUCAGCGAGAACGAGGAGCGCAACAGGAUCAGCCGCGAGUCCGUCGUCGAGUUCGAGCCACUGCCCACCGGGAUAAGGGUCGCCGAUCCGCUAGAGAGAUGCGUCGAUUGGUUCGGCGGCGAGGACUUUCCCAGGAACACGCUGCAGUACCUAAGGGAAAUAGGUCGAGGAUGGUACGGCAGGGUUGUAGAAGGCGAAGUCGAGGAUGGUGGUACGACGUCGACGGUAGCUGUGAAGAUUUUGAAUCAAAACGCAAGUCUGGAGGACAAGGCUCGCUUCCUCGACGAGAAUAAAAUGUACCGCGACGUGAUUCACGAGAAUGUGCUGCAGUUCCUGGCGAAGUGCUUGCAGGAAGACCCCUGGAUACUUUUAUUUGAAUUGUGUCCUCUGGAUCUCCAACAAUAUCUCAUAGUAAACCGUCCUAAAAUGGCUAUAUUAAACGAGAGUGGCGUACCGUUGCGAAUAAUGUGCGACGUCACUUCCGCACUGGCCUACCUUCACUCAAGAGGUUAUAUGUAUGGCAAUUUGUGGUGUGGAAGUGUACUCAUCCGCGGUAACGCAGACAACGCUCGCGCAGUACUAGGACGAUACGGGACAGCAGAUCCACAGUAUGACUACAGCGCGCCGGAGACGAGGCGGCAUCCUCCCGUGUACACGGCCAGCAGCGAUAUCUGGUCCCUAGGCACACUGGUGUGGGAGGUGUGCGCAUGGGGAUCUACUCCUACCAGACAUCCGCCUCCAGUACCUGAUUUACCUUGCCCAUACAGAAAUCAUCUAUAUCAAGUAAUGCAGCUAUGUUGGAAUCCAAAUCCAGCUAGUCGACCCACCUCAGCUCAAGUUCACGCCCUUAUUAACCAUCUAUACACAACCCACACAGAGGCCAGUGAAGCCUCACAAGAUGAUGGCUAUGGCAGCAGUGACUUUGAGGAACGCUGGCAAAGAUUAAAGCCCAAUACAAUACCAAAAGUAGAUGAACAUAUUGCUAUUGUGCACGCUCCGUCCACAUCCAUGGCAUCUCAUUUCACUGGCUCUGAUCAAGAAAUCGAUACUAUACAAACAAUGCAAGACACACUAAGUAUUGAUAUGGACACAGCAGUAUCAAGAUCCAGUAGUAUUAUGUCUGACAAAGAUCCAUUAUCUGUUCAAAUAAAAUCGGAAAGCCUUACAAACCUCCACGGAUCAUUGGAGGACGUUAGAAAUAUCUACCUCACACAUAACGAAAUGGCAGUUUUAGAAUGUCACCAAGGAAAUAUAAGCUUAGAAGAAAACAGAGAAAAAGAACACGACCGAUCUGAUAGUUCUGUCGACCCCUGGUUAAAAGACAUCAUUGCAGGUAGUCAAGACGAUGUUAGCUAUUAUAAAGAUGUAAGCGAUGUUAUUAAGAAUCUUGAUAAUAUAUUGAAUUCGGAAAAAACAUCCAGUUCAGAAUCCAGCCAUCAAGCUAGUCCAUCGCGUGAUAACCUAGUUUUGGACUGUAAGAAAGACUACCCAAUGCAAUCUAGCCUAGUGAAAUCACCCGGCAUUAGUAACUUUCAAAAUAUUCUAGAAACCGGUUUCAACACUAAUAUCGAGGACAAAAGUGUGUGUGAUGAUGAUGAAGCCGAUCGUGAUACUAUUGGGACAUUGAGUCAUUCAUUCGAACGGCAUAGUGAUACAAUCAGUCAGCAAACUUUGGAGAAUCUUACACCAGAAACACCAAUAAAGGAUAUGAAUGAUACUCAUACAUUUAUAGAAACAGAAAAAAAUUCUAGCAUUGGAGAUAACGUGAUACCCCCUGUACAUGAAACUGCUGAAUUGCCAAAAGAUAAGGAAAUAGAAACUAGUGAUAUUAGUAUUCCAAAGUUGAAGGACUUAUGUGUAGCUUCAUUACCUAGUAUAAGUGAUAAAGUUGGAAAAUCAAGUAUAGAUGAAGAUGUCAUUUGUGAUAGUAUAUUAAUAGAAAGAUCUGAUAUUAGCAAUGAAACUAAGUCAGUAGGUGAUGUAGAAAAAACGAGAAACGACACUCAAAGCAGUUCGACUGUUAAAAACGAUCAAAAUGAGGCUGCUGUGGAAAUCUUGCCUGAUAAAGUUGUAAUACCACUCGAAAAUAGUGUUGAUCGUGUAGAAGCUGAUAUUGGAGAUAAUAAAUUCCCUCUCAACCAAGUAAAUACAGUUGAUCAAGUUUUCAUUAGUGUAACAGAAAAUAUAACCCCCAUAUUUUUAAACGAAAAUAUUAGUAAAGUAGCAGAUGAGGAAGUAGGGAAUAAUGAUCUCAUUGAGCAUGUAACGAGUAGUUUUAAUGAACCAAGUCUUGGGGUUAAUGAAACAAUCAUAGAAAUAUGUGAAACAGUAAAAACGAAUGCGGAACGUCUGGAAAAACCAUCAAACUCAUUAAUACACAGUGAUAAUAUACAAUCCCUUGAACCGUCAGUACAUGUAAAUUAUUCUGAAACUAAGGAGUUAGUCAGAAUAUUUCUAGAACAUGAAAUUGCAUUAACUGGCAAACAUGCACUGAAAAAAGAGAUUGUUACUGAAAUUAAUAAAAAUAAUGCAGCUAUAGAAUAUCUAAACAAAGAAACAAUACCAGAAAGACAUAAAAAUGAAAAUAGUGUUCAUCCUGCGACAGAUCAAUAUAUACAUAAUAUCGAAUCUAGUGAUAUUUUAAUAUUAGAUAAUACAUCAGAAAGUAAACCUCCGAGCCUAAUAGACAUUGAAGAUAAAUAUCUCGAAGUAGAUCCUAAUGCAGCUUAUGAUACGAAACAUGAAGAGGUCCUAGAAAGCUACAUAGAGAUACCGCCUAAAUCUAUCCAUGAAAAUGUAACUAUCAAACCAAUUACCGUUGAUCAUACCAAGGAAAACAAUGAAUAUCUUGCGCCCUGUUUAUCCGAAACAGUCAUAAAUAUAAUGGAAGAAAAAAACAGUAGAGAAAAUUCCAUAUCUUGUGAUAAACAAAUUAAUUUAAAAAAUGUUGAAUCACUAGUUGAAGAAGAUAAAGAUAAGACUGUUGAAAGCGCCAACAGAUUAAAGCAGAUUAUUCCAGAAGUUGCGCAAAGGAAACAGGAAAUUAGCCUAUAUACACAUGAAAACUUCCAUGACAAUAAUUUGUUAUUGAAAAAUAAAAAUACCUCACCGUCGGCACCCAGUACAUCUAACGAUUUGAUAGUUAGAAAAUCUGAUAUAAUUGAAGUAGAUGAUAAAAAUGAAACUACAUGCACACUGGGAUUGAUAGACGAGCAGAUAAGCGGAGAACACGAUGAUAUCAAAUUUUCUAACGACAUAACUCCGGAAAUAACAACUGAUGAAAAACUAAUACCUGCGUCCGUCGAACUACCAUCCAAUUUGGAUCAAAGUAGCAUGGAUGGUUUAACAAAUAAUUUUGUAAGAUCUGAUUCGGAUCUACAAAAAGACACAUUGCCGGUUUUGCCACCUGAUACAGUACAAAACAAUGAUAAGCAAAGUUCGCCUUGUGAAAUUGAACAACUUGACAAUAAGGAUAAUACUACUAAUAAUACUUGUAGAUCUGAUUAUGUAGUUAUAGAGUUACAAGAGCACUCGAAUGAUAGCACUGUUUACAUGGAUCUCAUUAAUAGUACUAAUAGUAAAAUUUUAAGUGAUAAGACUGUAGAUGAUGAAGUUAGAAGAGAUUUCGAACAUUUCUGCUUGGACUCAUUGCCGGCUGAUGAUGUUGCUACGGCCAAAAAUGAAUCGACAGUAUAUCUAGACCUUCCAAGUCUCGAAACAAGAAAAGAAACCAUAAAUUUUUUGCACAUGGAAAGAAUUGAUACAAGUAAAGAAUUAGAGAAAGUAAUAAGCACAAGCACUCCGUUAGGGAGUGAUAAUUCUGCAGAUAAUAUUUUAGAAAGUUCCAUCAAAAUGAAGGAGCCGCAAAUGUCGGAAACAAAAGCCCCGGAUUACGGUCUAGGUGUAACUUUAACAAAACUUGAACAAACAUAUGUGCCUGAAAGUAUGAGCCCAUUUGAAUCACCAACAAAGAGCCACCAUUCAGAUACCUUUGAUGAAAAUAGUUCAGUGGUCUUAGGCCCCUUCGAGAAUUGUACUUUAGAGCUGUUCAAGGGCGUGAAAUCUGCAGAAAUGGUAGAUUUGCCCAAAGAGGAAUUAUUGGCUUUUUCAUCCAACUUCAGCGAAAUAAACCUUGAAACUCCUUCCCCUUUACGCGAUGGUAAUUUUUUGAAUGAAGUUCCCGACAUCAUGCAUGACGAUUUACAGUUCGACGAUAUAACAUCUGUAAGUGAAGCUAAACUGGAUAUGUUGACAACACAAAAUGUUGUCAUCAGCGAGUCUAAAGCAAGUGUGUCAGACCCACAGACAGAAACGAAUACCGAAGAAAGUGGUAAAUCGGUGACGGAAAAACGUGUAUCACCCUUGACGCCACCAAAUUCGCCCGGAAUAUUUCUAGCUUCAACGUCGCAACAAAAAUAUUUGGUUGACAUUGAUUUAAAUCCACCAGCAGCAGUCGUUCCACAGCCCGUCCAAACUUUACAAGAUGAAAUCGAUUUGAAUCAGAUUGAAUUACAAAUCACCUCGAAAUUAGCCAUGGCAGAGAACGAGAACAAUUUAAACAUUGAAUAUUCUGGUCCAUUGACUGUAGAAGGUUUAGUAGAAAACGAAGCGGUCGAUGCGAUGCCGGAAUCUUAUUUGGCUGGCAAUGGCGGGUCGACGGAAGAUUUAAGGGAAGGCUUAACGCUAGAUGAAGAAUGUGUGAAAGCAUUGAGAAACGAACUUGAGCUUAAACUGCCUCUAGCGCAGGUGGCAGCUAUAGAGCCUCCAUGUGAAAGCGAAUGGUCGUUGGAGCUCCCGCCCCCGCCCGAGCUAGUGGUGAGCUACCCCGGCGCGCUCAGUCCCAUCGCAGAGGAAACCGGCCAGCAACUCUGCGCAUACGAGAACGACACUAACUGGAACGCAUCAAUCCGCACGGACUCGUCGGAAAGCUACCCAGAGCCGUGCAACAACUCGACCGACGACGCGACCGAGCUCCCCACCGGCGCGCACAGCGGCCCGCACGACACGCACCACUCACACGACUCGCGCGACCACUCCACCUACACCAUACAAUCCAAGGAACAAUCACCCAAUGUUACUUACACCGUGCAUAAGGACAUCGCCAGUAGUAAAGAAAUUACUAUGAGCGCAGACAGCUUGAACGCCAGUCCGUAUAAGAAACCUAGGGAAGAUGAUAACCAAUCACCUAUCGACGAUAGAACUUAUAACAAAAACGACGAUGAGAAAGAAUCCAAUUGCGAACGUAUAUCGCAAGUGUCGCCAUUCUUACUCAGCCCUACGACUGACACCUCCGCACCCGACACUUCGGACAACUUCGAUAAUGCCACCGGCGUAUCGACUUUGUCGAAAACCACGUUGCCGACCGACGCUAAGUUAUCGAAACCCUCCGAAUGUCUGUCAAAAGCAACAAGCAUAGACUCGUGGUGUUCAAAUGACACGCUUUAUAAUGUCGAAGAGAAUUUCGACGAUUUGGAUCCCGACUUACCAACGGACUUCGUUCCAGAAAAGGAGGAGGGUAACAGCGAAAGUACUGAUACUUUAACACACAACGACGACGAAAAGGAACUAAGUCACUGUUCCACUUACAUUAUACACGACAGUAAAUCCGAAGCAUGCGAGACGUUUUCGCCAGAUUCGAUAACAGCAAACGAUAAUUAUACCUACACGAAAAUAAAGACUGAAGCGGCAGGCACGACAACAUCUGCUGUGACCAAAUCGGAUAUCAACGAUUCCUCGAAAAACAGUCAAACGAAAGAUCUAGCAUAUGGGUCAUUAAUGUCCGGACUACCGUCUUACUCGAAUUGUACAACUGAAGUUGGGUCCGCUCUUGAUGAUGCCUGGAAACUUCCCCAACCGGAGUUAGUAAGAAGAUCUCCUAUGGGAGACCAAAAUAAUAUAACUCCACCUAAAUUGGACGACGAUAAGGAAGUCGACAGUACCAGUCCUCACUUAACAUCUGAACCAUGCAUCAAAAAAAUGGAAAGUGUAGACAUAUCUUGUUUACAAGAUAAUUUAGUUGAUAGUCAAGAUAAGUCGGGAAGUUCGGAGAACCAAGGCAUAUUAAUUGAUAUAAACGAUAGUCCAAAUAAUCGUUACAGAAAUUAUAUGCCAUCUGUUACAAGCACGCCGUUAACUGAGCUAGACACAGAUACUGAAAAUGUUGAAGGUGUACCAAUGAAAUUACCUGAUAUUAAAACAGAAACUCUGGAGUAUAUGGAAAGCUUACCAAAUUUCCAAACUUUUCAACAAUCAGCAGAGGUAAGGCCUCAAGAUCUGUCAUCUCAUAUAGAGAACGAACGAACGAAUCAAGAAACCGAGAUUUUACUUGAGGGGGACAGCAAAACCUUGAGUAGAAAUAGCAACAAAGAUAGCCUGGGUGUAUCUGAACGAACCCCGACAUAUUCGGAUUUCGAAAGUUCAGCUGUUGCAAAACCUCAAGAUAUGAAUGCAAAAGAAAAGUCUAGUCAAAGUGUAGAGAGCGGAAUAAGUUCGGAAGAUUUCCGUCAGUUCGAAAACUCCGUGAGAAGCCGGCCGCAAGAUCUCUCAUCUAUGAUUGAUGCCACAUCGUUAUUAUUGAAAAGUGAAAGAAUAUCCAGUGAAAUGCUAUUAGAAGGCAUCACUAAUGACCAAACAAGUCAGUCUACCAGUCGACUGAGUGAUCCGGUUCGUUCUCUAGAUAUAAGUCCGCCUAAUUUUACGAAUUUAAUAGAAUCUCACACUUUAGUUAAUAUUAGAGAGCCAAGCAAUACUUUUUUAAUAAAUUUUGAUAUAGAUGAUGAAAUGGAACAACCUCAUUCAAUAAUUAUAACUGAAGCACCAUUAGAUGUUAUUAAAGAUAAUACCUUUGAUUCGCAUAUGAGAGCAGAAAUUUUAGAUCUGCACACCACGUACGACUCACACGUUCACCAAAGUUAUCCAAAAAAAGAUGUUGACAAAUUCAAUUACAAAAUGAAUGGUGAAGUACCCUCGAGGGAAAGAAGUGGUGAUGUCGCCGAAAGUGAUACGGCUAAACUGCAAUCGUCUAUUGGCAAUGAUGACGCGACGCAAAAUGUAGAGUCUCCGCGUGCGUCUAUGUCGAACGGUAAACUAGUGGCUGUGACAAAACGAGACGGUAAGGUUUUUGGGAAGAAUGAAAAAUAUGCAACAGUAAAUUUUUUAAACGAAACAUUUGAAGAACUCAUCGAAAGUAAUGUUGAUGACGGUGAUGUAAAAGACACAAGAGAUGCAGAACUACUAGAUGAAGAACAAGCAAGCUCCGAACUUAGAGGCGUGGAUGACGAGGCCUCACAUCAUUCAAAAGCAAGCUCAUAUAAAGAAAAUGUAGAAGUUAAAGCUAACGGCAUAGUGGAUGCAGACAGCCACAAAAUGACGUCGGUUACUGAAAACUUUUUGCACAACGAGAAGAAAUUUUGCCAGCUGGACGCUUUAUUUCCAUUACUAAGUGAUAUUAGAUUUACUGGUCCCGCAACAGAAAUAAUGAGCACGUCGUUUACUCAAGAGUCGCCAACGGAGCCGACGUCGCCCGAGUGCGAGCGGGACGGCAAACCAGAUGCAGCCAUCGACAUUAUCAAAGAGUGGGACAGCGACACCGACUCACAUUCCACCAAUUCGUCCAGCGGCGAGUUUAUAUGGAAAGACGGCGGCGGGCACGAGACCUCCGUCGUGCCCUCCACGCACUUCGACCAUCAACGGUCAAGCGAGUCGCAGUCGGGCGGCGCGGAGGACGCGGCGGACGCGGACGGCGCAGGCGCGGGGGGAGCGGCGGAUGGCGCGCUGUCCGACGGCUCGGGGGACUCCGGCUCCGGCUCGGAGGGGGACGAGGUGGAGUUCGUGCCGUCCUCGUGGGACUGCCGCGCCGCGCCCGCCAAGUCCUCGCUCAGGAGCCUUGAACAGGCGCCGCCGGAUAACAAGAAGCGCGUGGUGUUCAAGCGGCAGAAGUACCACUGUGUGUACGAGUACCCGCGUGAGGCGGCCGAUGUGGACGCACACUCGCCCGCCGCCUACCUGCCCGACCUCUCCACCUACUCAGAUUGGGACCCAACAAGCGUCGAAGAGGCAGAACUGGGCUACGGCCAGUUGUUCGGGGCUCCAAGUCCUCUAGACUUGUAUCCUCUCCGCUCCGGUAUAGCUUUUGGUGCUGAUUAUGACGAAGAUUUCUUCAUAUCCUCAUCGGCCCGGCCGUUUGAGAGUCUCGGCGUAAUGUCGACGACGAGCCAGUUCUUCCCGGGCAUGCACGCCAAGAUGUCGCUGCUGGAGCGCGAGCUGCCCGACGAGAUGUCGGAGGAGUUCCCGCCGCCGCCCUCGCCGCUACCCGCCACGCUCGCGCACACGCCCAGCCUCGACUUCACCACGCCCGACUCCGGCGUCGAGGACAUCACUCCCGGCUCCACCACCGACGACGACUUCAAGGCUAAGAAGCUGCCCUCGCCGGAGCUGGCGUGGCGGCCGCUCGACAGUGGCAGCUCCAGUGAGUCUGUGAGCCCCAGCUCGCCCGGCGGCGAGGCGCUGGGCGGCCUGCGCCACACGCGCGACAAGCUGAAGCUGGACCUGCCGCCCAGCCCCCACGUGCCGUCGCCUCGGCACAACAGAGUGUUCAACUUCGUGCUCGACAAGCCCAAGCGCCGCGCUCAGGACGCGCCCGCCGAGAUACCCACCACGCCGCUCGUCAUGACCGACGAGACGCCGAUCGUCACCACGUCCUUGCCGCUGCAGAAGGAGUGCGACGACUUGCCCGUCCCGGAACCGACGUUCUCCACCUUCGGAAAGAGCGCACAGAAAAUUGAACCAGAACAGAAAAUCAUACUGACAGACGAUGUCGAAACUGAAGACGAAGUGAAAGAAGAGAGUCCUAAAGUUGUGGAAGCCGUCAAAGGAGAAGGCACCGUGUUGGACAGUGGCGACGAGGACUCUGGAAUUGAGAGCAGUUCUAAAGCGACUCUAGAGAGAAACAAAUCGAAUGUGUCUUAAUCGAGAUGGGACCUCUUGUAAUUUUUUACAUAGCUUUUGUGCGUGGGUUUUGUCGAUUUGUAGUGAGUUGCUGACAACUGGAGGUAUACAUGUGGAGGAAAUUUGAAGGUUAGGUAAUUAAACUUAUAACAUUUUCCCAUUACAAGUGAUACCGAAUUUGUUUUAUAGAACCUUUGAUAUAAUUUUUAACCAUUUCGUGUGUUAGGUUUUCAAUAUGUUUAUGUUUUUCCUGGCUAGCGGAAUAUUUGUAAAAUAUAUUUUUCAUAAUGGUAUUUUCUAAAAGCUUUUUGAUAACGGUCGGAUGUACACAAUUGCGCCACUAAUAACAUCCUGAUAAUGUUACUCAAUGCCAUCGUAGUAGAUAGUAUUAACACCAGAUGUGGACGCGUUAGUUUGCCAUUUAACUAUGGAUAGUUGAUAUACAUAUCGGGGUAAUGUUAUAGGAAUAUUUCUGUUGUUAUCCCACUCAUUAUUAGUCGUCAAUAUUACGACAAUCAUCAGAGUUUCGUGAUAACUUUACAUAACUAGCCCACACUUAUUUGAAUAUUUACCCCACAACUCAAGAUAGUUAUAUGCAAGGAUUAAAAUUUAGAAUAUAAUAAAUAAUAUGACUGAACGGCUCGUUAACGCAAUCAUAUAAAUGUAAUUAUUAUAACCACAUUAUUUGGGUGGCUUUACAAUAAAAUGUGCAUUGAUGAGUGCCAGUUUCAGUUUCUGUCGAAGUGUAAGAACGAAUAUGCCGAUGAUUUGUUUGGUGAACACACACAACUAUGGUACAAAUAGACGUGAAUUAUGGUGUAUAGUUGUAUCGCUUUCAUUAUUGCCUAUUACAUAGAACUGUAAGCGUGUUGGUAAGUAAUAUAUUUACUAUAUGAAAACAAUAGCCUAGAUUUUAUAUACAGUGAAAAUGUUAUAAUUUAUCGAUAACACACCAGUCACUAUUGCUUUAAAAACUAUUUUACGGAAUUUACAGCGCCUUUUCUUAUUUAUAAUUAUAAACGUAAAUUGGCAUAUUUUUUUUUUAUAAAUACACUUCCAGUUAAAUUAAAUAUGAAAUAUGGUCGCAUUGAUAAUAAUUAAAAUGUUGUAGAUUAAAGUGAACUCUUUAUUUUCGGCAUUUCGGUGUUCAUUCUCGUGGCAAAAUAUUGAGUAAAUAAUUUUAUAUAAAUCAAGCUGUAAGGAGAUGGCCUACCCAGUUUUAGAAUUUUUAGUGAUAUAAAUGUCCGCGAUGUUGUCGAUAUCUGUGGGCUGUGCCGUCAUGGCCCCGAACAAGGCUCUAUUAAUAACAAAACUUAUCGUCUUCGAUAAAAUCUUAACUGUACCUUAGAAAGCCCAUAAAUAUUGCUAGUAUUUUCAUGCGUAAUGUUUCACUUAUUUCGUAAUAUUGUAGUGAAUUAGAUUGUAAAAUUAUUAUUGUGUUUGUGAUACAUGCCACAAAAUUAUUAUAAUUUUGUUAUGUUUUUGAUUUUGCAUGAUCUGUUUCGAAGUGUUAUAUGUAUUAAAUAACUUAUUUAUAUAAAGUUUUAUAAAAUUAUGUAAAUUAAGAUUUGUUUAUGAUUUAAAGGAGAUUUCAAUAACCUAUAAAUUAUCGAUAGUCAUCUGAAGACACAACUUAGAGAAAGGAAGUGCAUUAUAAUCAUGUAUGGUGGAAGGAUUAAGUUGCAAUUCGAGAAUAUCGACAGAUAUAUGCGAUUUUGGCACGGAGAGUAGAUUCCUCGAAAAGAAAUGGCGAGUUUUAAAUUGGACAGUUUCGUUGAUAUUGGUUAUUUGUGGUUUUUGUAGCGUGUAUCCAAACUUUAAUAUAAAUAAUAUCUAAAUUAUAAUGUUAUUUGUGACGGUCUAUAUGUUUACGCACAAAUAAGCAUGCAUCUUCCAUAUAUUGAAAACCUCGAUGAAAAUAUUAAAAUUGCGAUCAUGUAUUGAGGUUAAAAAGCCAAUUGUUAGUGUAAGUAAGAUUAUAUUAAGUAAGAGUAGAGUUAGAUGUAACGAGUUGUGGUGACAGAUCGACGUGCACCAUGCAUCGUAACCUCAGCAACAGGAUUUGAAAAUAUGUGCUGAAUAUUAUAACAAACUAUCUAAGGUCACUUUUAUUUUGUAAUCUAAGCUGCUUCCGAUUAAAACUAUGACAACCAGGCAUACGAUGUUCACUCAUAGGUCUCAAAUAGUUUCGUCGGUUUAAACGUAGUGUAAGUAUUUCGUAAAUCCCAGUUUCUUGUCUAUAAUUUAUAAGAAACAGACGAUUUUACUUUUUUAAAUCAAUAAAAUCGCUGUUGCUGACCAUGUCCCACAAAGCGAGUGCCACUAAAAUUACGUCAUCCAAAUAUAUGGAAAUACGUCCAACUGAACCUAUUGUGCAAUUCUCCUCAUUUUCAUAUCAUCGUGUUUUAGUUGUUUAGUUACACUGUAAAUAUUAUAAUUUGAAUGUUGUGUAUUUAAAGAGGAAAACCCUUUUUGAAUAUGAAAAAAAUAUAUUGAUUACUGUGUUUAUUGUUCUGAACAUUAUUUUUACAGUGUGUAGUAAGUUUUCGUUGAUGUACAGAUGUAAAUACACGAUAAUAGAUGUUCAUUUUGUUAAUGUGUAGAGCAAGUGGUUAUACAAUGUUUGGUAGGUUAGAGCCUACUGUCAGGUGUGGCCCACUUUCGUUUAAAUCAUAUAAUAUUAUUAACUUUCGCAAUAGACUUCGAUUAAGACAAUUUAUUUUCCGUGUCGUAUAUAUUUUUUUUGUAACAAAUAGAAAAUGAAAUGUUUUGUUAAUUACACUGAUAAUGAUAAUAAUGCAAGAACAAAGGAAUUAUUUGAAUGAAUUGUCCAAUAAUUAUGGUAUUUAUUGUUUGUAAGUUGUUAUUGAUUUGUAUGAGCAGUCGGCUGUAUUGAGCAAAUGUGAACGCAUUAGAACUCUUUUCAUAUUGCGACUUUGUGGAGUCCUUUUAAAAGUAUUUCUAUGAAAAAAUAUUAAAUAAAACUUGUGACUCAA